This is a messenger RNA of Mercurialis annua (annual mercury), 1855 nucleotides long. Its product is annotated as pentatricopeptide repeat-containing protein At5g08305. The transcript has a single exon. Gene Ontology annotation, biological process: RNA modification. Lineage: Eukaryota; Viridiplantae; Streptophyta; Magnoliopsida; Malpighiales; Euphorbiaceae. Bases 166 to 1794 code for a protein of 542 amino acids. Gene Ontology annotation, molecular function: protein binding; RNA binding. The record is from RefSeq and is a predicted model, not a curated record.
ACCACAUUUAAAGGGAUGAAAUAAAUCCAAAUGCCAAGUUUGAGGGAGUACUUUGUACCAAAAUUUAAGGGGUAAAAUGACCCUUUAUUCAACUUCAAAUCAACUUUUGCCCAUUCCCUCCAUUUCUUGAAAGUUUACCUUAGUUCAGCAAGGCCAACACUCUAAAUGUAUGCACCAUUACUCCGUCAAAAUCACACACCGAACUCCAAGUUAAUCACCAUCCUCGACAAAUGCAAGUCAAUGUUACAGCUAAAUCAAAUUCACGCUCUCAUAUUCACGUUAGGCCUAUCUCAAGAUGAAUAUUUUACGUCAAGAUUUAUUUCUUUCACUGCACUAUCCGAUUCAAGAAACAUAAACUACUCGUACCGGGUUUUAAUUUCUCUUUCAAACCCAACAAUCUUUAAUUGGAAUACAGUAAUUAGAGGCUACUCAAUCAGCAAAAACCCAAAUGGAUCAGUCUCUAGUUUUAUGCAAAUGCUUAAAUUUGGUGUCUUUGCUGACUAUUUAACAUUUCCUUUUCUUGUUAAGGCAGCUUCUCGCCUUUUGAACAAAGAAUUAGGGUUUUCUAUCCAUGGAUAUGUUUUAAAACACGGGUUUGAGUCAGAUAGGUUUGUUUCGAAUUCUUUGAUUCAUAUGUAUGGUUCUUUUGGUGAAAUUUUGUAUGCACGGAAGGUGUUUGAUGAAAUGCCUCUCAAGAAUUUGGUUUCGUGGAAUUCGAUGCUGGAUGGCUACGCGAAGUGUGGAGAUAUGGGUUUAGCGCGUCAAGUAUUUGAUUUAAUGCCUGAAAAGGAUGUUUUGUCGUGGAGUUCUUUGAUUGAUGGGUAUGUUAAGACCGGGGUUUAUGGAGAUGCUAUGGUGGUAUUUGAUAAAAUGCUUGUGUCGGGUCCUAAACCGAAUGAGGUUACUAUGGUUAGUGUGUUGUGUGCUUGUGCUCAUUUGGGUGCUCUUGAUAAAGGGAGGAUUAUGCAUAAUUAUGUUAUUGAUAAUAAGUUGCCAAUGACAUUAGUUUUGCGAACUUCUCUUGUCGAUAUGUAUGCUAAAUGUGGAGCGAUUGAUGAGGCGUUUGAUGUAUUUCGGGGGGUUCGUGUGGAAAAGAGUGAUGUUCUACUUUGGAAUGCGAUGAUUGGAGGACUUGCAACUCACGGUUUAGUUAAAGAAACGCUUGAUUUGCUUAAGGAAAUGAAUGUGGUUGGAGUUAAGCCGGAUGAGAUUACAUACUUGAGCGUAAUGCACGCUUGUGCUCACGGCGGAUUAGUAAAAGAAGCUUGGCAUUUCUUUGAUUGUCUUGUGAAACACGGCAUGACUCCAAAAAUUGAACAUUAUGCUUGUAUUGUGGAUGUUAUGGCGCGUGCGGGUCAAAUAGAAGAGGCAUAUAAAUUUGUAUGUGAAAUGCCAAUUGAGCCAACUGCUUCAAUGUUGGGGGCUCUGCUCAAUGGAUGUAUGAGCUACGGAAAGUUAGACGUUGCUGAAAUAAUAGGAAGGAAGCUCAUCGAGCUAGAGCCAUACCAUGACGGUAGAUACAUUGGAUUGUCGAAUGUCUACGCAACUGGGAGACGAUGGGAUGAGGCGAAAAAUAUGAGAAAAGUCAUGGAGGAGAAAGGGGUGAGAAAAUCUCCUGGUUUUAGUUUUGUGGAGAUUAAUGAAACUCUUCAUAGAUUUAUUGCACAUGACAAAACGCAUCCUAAUUCAGGGCUAAUAUACAUGAUGUUGAGUUUUAUUGUAAGCCAAAUGGAACUUUGUAUUGACCAUGAAAAUCAAGAAUUUGAUACUUUGUAUGAUAAUGAUAGGGAUUAAGUAUACUGUUUUAAUCUACUAGUUUUUUUUUUUUACAAAAAAAACAUAAUCAAAUUGAAAA